UUGCAUACACAGCCAGCUUUUGAGACACACACCAGGGUUGACACCAUGAACUGGAACAAAGGUGGACCUGGUGGGAAACGGGGUUUUGGUUUUGGGGGCUUUACCCUGGCUAGUGGAAAAAAGGAAGAGCCAAAGCUCUCUCAACCAUCACAUUCAGCUUUUGGAUCUUCCACCGCUCCUGGAGGAUAUGGGAAAACACAGCAGCUUCCUGCGUUCUAUAAAAUUGGGUCAAAAAGAGCCAACUUUGAUGAGGAGAAUGCGUACUUUGAAGAUGACGAGGAAGACUCCAGCAAUGUUGACCUGCCUUACAUCCCUGCAGAGAAUUCUCCAACUCGGCAGCAAUUCCAAUCUAAGCCAGAAGGUUCUGACAGUGAAGAAGACCCUCUUGAUGCUUUUAUGGCAGAAGUAGAGGACCAAGCAGCAAAAGACAUGAGGAAACUUGAAGAAAAGGAUAAAGAAAAGAAAAAUGCCAAGGGUAUUCGUGAUGACAUUGAAGAGGAAGAUGACCAAGAGGCUUACUUUCGUUACAUGGCUGAAAAUCCCACUGCUGGAGUAAUCCAGGAGGAAGAAGAUGAGAACAUCGAUUAUGACAGUGAUGGAAACCCUAUUGUCACUACCAAGAAGGUUAUCUAUCCUCUGCCACCUGUUGACCAUUCAGAGAUUGACUACCCGCCAUUUGAAAAGAACUUCUAUGAGGAACAUGAGGAACUGUCCAGCUUAACACCCAUCCAGGUGGUAGAACUGCGGCAGAAGCUGAACCUGCGGGUGUCUGGCGCUGCCCCACCAAAGCCAUGCACCAGUUUUGCCCACUUUGGGUUUGAUGAGCAGCUGAUGCAUCAGAUACGCAAGUCUGAAUAUACACAGCCCACUCCUAUCCAGUGCCAGGGUGUGCCCAUUGCCCUAAGUGGCAGAGACAUGAUCGGCAUUGCCAAGACUGGUAGUGGUAAAACUGCAGCAUUCAUCUGGCCAAUGCUGGUGCACAUUAUGGACCAGAAGGAGCUCCAGCCAGGAGAUGGUCCUAUUGCAGUUAUUGUUUGUCCGACAAGAGAGCUUUGUCAGCAGAUCCAUGCUGAGUGUAAACGUUUUGGGAAAGCCUACAAUCUGCGCUCUGUGGCCGUUUAUGGAGGAGGAAGCAUGUGGGAACAGGCCAAGGCCUUGCAGGAAGGAGCUGAGAUUGUUGUCUGCACACCGGGUCGCUUGAUUGACCAUGUGAAGAAGAAGGCCACAUCCCUGCUGAGGGUGACCUACUUGGUGUUUGAUGAAGCGGACAGGAUGUUUGACAUGGGCUUUGAAUAUCAGGUCCGCUCGAUUGCAAACAACGUCCGUCCUGACAGACAGACGCUCCUUUUCAGUGCAACAUUCCGCAGGAAGAUUGAGAAACUGGCCAGGGACAUUUUGGUGGAUCCCAUUCGAGUGGUCCAGGGUGACAUUGGAGAGGCAAACGAGGAUGUCACUCAGAUUGUGGAUAUCCUUUCCAGUGGCUUGGAGAAGUGGGGCUGGCUAACACGUCGCCUGGUAAAGUUUACGUCCGCUGGCUCUGUCCUUGUCUUUGUCACCAAAAAAGCCAACUGUGAGGAGCUGGCCAACAACUUGAUUCAGGAGGGGUAUAGCCUAGGCCUCUUGCACGGAGACAUGGAUCAGAGCGAGAGAAACAAGGUGAUUGGAGAAUUCAAGAAGAAUCAACUCCCUGUCCUGGUGGCUACUGACGUGGCAGCACGUGGUUUGGACAUCCCCUCAAUUAAAACGGUGGUGAACUAUGACGUGGCCAGAGACAUUGACACACACACACAUCGAAUUGGACGUACUGGCCGCGCAGGCGAGAAGGGUGUGGCCCACACGCUGCUGACGCACAAGGAUACCUCCUUUGCUGGAGAUCUUGUUCGCAAUUUGGAAGGAGCCAAUCAGAAUGUCCCCAAGGAGUUAAUGGACCUAGCUAUGCAGAACCCAUGGUUUCGGAAGUCGCGCUUCAAAGGCGGAAAAGGAAAGAAGCUGAAUAUUGGCGGGGGUGGACUGGGUUAUCGAGAGAGGCCCGGCUUAGGAGCAGACGUUUCGGAGAAGAGCACCAGUGCAGUGAUGAGCAACUAUGAAGCCUAUAGACCAUCCACAGGAGCAAUGGGGGACAGAAUGUCUGCAAUGAAAGCUGCUUUCCAGGCCCAGUAUAAGAACCAUUUUGUGGCUGCGUCUGGUAUGUCACCUAAGCUGACCAAUACCUCCAACAGCUCAACUGGCUGGACAAGUGCGGGCAGCCUAAACUCUCUACCCUCUGGCAAUCCAAAUGCCUUGCAUAUUCAGGAGAGCUUGCAGUUGGCAGUAACUCCCUCGGUACCCACGCAAGUAUCCAUGGCUUGCUUACCUGAUCGGAGUUCGGCAUACCCACCUAUGUCAGGUUUCAGUUCUGACUUCCCAAGUUCCCCAGCAAACCUGCCCAGUCAGCCCUGGGAGAAUGCCAAAGGUCGCUAUGGAGACAAUAAGGGCCGUCAUGAGGACAGUCACCAUCGGUAUGGUGACAGUGGCCGUCAUGGGGACCGGGAACGAGAUAGAGAACGGGAACGGGACAGAGACCGUGACCGGGAUCGUCAUGGAGACCGGGAUCGUUACAAUGAUAGCCGUCGCUCUGGCCACAGCAGUGGUCGUCAUGGUGAUAAUCGUAACGGUGACAGCAGCAGCCGGAGGGACAGAGACAGCCGCAGUGACCGUGGAGGGGAGAGCAGAAGUGAGAGGAGUAGUGAGCGAUCAGACCGAGGGGAAAGGGGCGGCGAGUAUCGUGGGGAGCGAGGAGGGGGUGACCGCUCUGAAAGGGGAGGGGAAAGGCACAGUGACAAGGGAGGUGACAAAAGUGACGACAGCUUUGCUGUCCCAGAUCCGCCAAAGCGCCGAAAGAGCAGGUGGGACAGCUAGAUGCAGAAGUGCCACUCAUGUUUGUCUGCGUUGUAAGUGUUGCCUGAGUAGGGUGGGUGGGUUUGUCGGGUUUCAGAUGGGACAUUUGGGUUCAUUGCGUUUUCAUAGAGGUGUUUGCUCUGUGUUUUUUUUUUUUUUUUUGUUUUUGUUUUUUUGUUUUUUAAAUGAAGACUUGGAUAGCCGUUCUGGAAGGUGACAGGGCAUCGUACAGGUGUGGGGGGUGGCAGUGUACACACCAGCAACACUCAACACAGGCUGCUCUCUCUUUUCCUCUUCCUGCUUUGUGUCGACUCUACUGUAGUGGGUAGAGCAGCCAUUUGUAAAUGUAAGCCUAUGGCUGAACCAGGCUUGAGCACCACCUGCUGGACAGUCUAGUAACUGCAGGUUUCUGUUGCAGCCUA
Erpetoichthys calabaricus (reedfish) is the source of this 3299-nucleotide messenger RNA. It is a transcript of the gene ddx42, whose product is annotated as DEAD (Asp-Glu-Ala-Asp) box helicase 42. Gene Ontology annotation, molecular function: RNA helicase activity; ATP binding; nucleic acid binding. The record is from RefSeq and is a predicted model, not a curated record. NCBI's taxonomy places the organism in Eukaryota, Metazoa, Chordata, Cladistia, Polypteriformes, Polypteridae.